This is a messenger RNA of Durusdinium trenchii, 549 nucleotides long. The record is from the annotation of a GenBank genome assembly. NCBI's taxonomy places the organism in Eukaryota, Dinophyceae, Suessiales, Symbiodiniaceae.
AACUCUCCGCGACCACGUAUCCUAAAUCCUGAGACUUCUCGGAGCCAUGUCGGCGAUGAGCUAUUCAAGCAUGGACCCAGACUCACCCAGAGCACAGGAUUUGGCGAGACAGAAGGUGCAGGGCUUUUUGGAUCGGCAUGGUUUUGACGACGUUCAUGGGCCCAGGGACACCAGCGAUGUGCAUCAAAAGGUCCGCAUUGAGCCGCUAUAUCCUCUUGAAGUUGCUGAACAGUUGGGCGACGAACGAAUGUUGAAUCUGUUGAAGCAGUUGGGAGCGAGACCAAGGGGACAAGGCUUUCUGAAGAGCUCCUGGCAAAUUAUACGCAGGGUCCUUGUGCCCAGCAGCAGAGAUCACCAAAACGGGCCCUCACAUGGUGCACCACGCAGUUGCCUAAUUCAAAGAAGUGCGGCUGAUCCAAGCUGUGAAGAGAGACUGCAAACGGUCUGGGCGUAGCUCUUGGGUUGUUGACCGCCUUUAGUAGAGACUAGUUAGGAGAAGAGCCCUUCCCGCGUGGUAAUCCCUUUCGUGGCAACUGCGGUGUGUCUAGG